AUGGCAGCGGCGGGGAUUGGGGGAGGAAGGGACCACGACCUUCCUCUCGAGGAGGUCGACGCCGUCCUCGCCUCCUUCUCCGGUGACCCCGCCGCCGCCUUCGCCCCGCUGCCUGCACCGGAUGCAGCGGCGUCGCGGGAGCUGGUGGUUGCUGGUGAGAGCCUACUGGAGGGGCUGGGGGACGUCGAGAAUUUCCUUAUGCAGGAGGAGGACUACGAGGACGAGGCACCGUUGGACGGGGUUGAUGGGUUCUUGGACGGCAUCCUCGUUGAGGACGGCGAGGGCGAGGGGAGCCCCAAGCCCACUGGAGAGAAGAGCGCCGAUAGGGCUCGCGCGGGGGAGGAUGAGGUGGUGGUGGGUGUGGAUUGCGGCGACGAUCCCAACAGCAAGAAGAAGAUGCGACAAAUGAGGAAUAGGGAUUCUGCCAUGAAAUCUAGGGAGAAGAAGAAAUUGUAUGUAAAAGAUCUGGAGAUGAAGAGCAAGUAUCUGGAGGCAGAGUGCUGCCGCCUAAGUUAUGCCCUCCAGUGUUGCACUGCUGAGAACAUGGCGCUUCGCCAGAGUUUGCUGAAGGAUAGGCGUGCCGAUGCUCCCAUAGCCACACAGGAGUCUGCCGUACUCACGGAUGCAGAAGCGGUACGUUUUGGCUUUCUUCCUUUUUUUCCCCUGAGAAGACAGUUUGCCUUUUUAUGCACUAAUAAGGUGUGCAUUUUUGUUGCUGUUGAUGAAAUAUAUUCAUAUCCAUUUAGCACAAAGUAUAGCUACAGAUUUUCUCAUACUGUUGCCUCUAAUGCAUCGUUUACUGUGUACAGAAACCCUGCCGCUGGUUUCCCUGCUUUGGCUAGUGAGCAUCUUGUGCCUAUUCCUGGUGGACGACAUGCCCAACAGAAGCCUGGUGGCUCCAAGAAGCCUCGAAAGAGAUCUUGUAAAGCUGGCCAGGACAUCACUAAACGGUGUAAAGAUGACCAGAAUGACAAACAACGGUGA
Messenger RNA from Miscanthus lutarioriparius, 984 nucleotides. NCBI's taxonomy places the organism in Eukaryota, Viridiplantae, Streptophyta, Magnoliopsida, Poales, Poaceae. The record is from the annotation of a GenBank genome assembly.